Messenger RNA from Tricharina praecox, 920 nucleotides. Its product is annotated as inorganic phosphate transporter Pho88. Gene Ontology annotation, cellular component: mitochondrion; endoplasmic reticulum. The coding region runs from base 167 to 739 and encodes 190 amino acids. The record is from RefSeq and is a predicted model, not a curated record. The transcript has 4 exons. NCBI's taxonomy places the organism in Eukaryota, Fungi, Ascomycota, Pezizomycetes, Pezizales, Pyronemataceae. Gene Ontology annotation, biological process: protein targeting to ER.
CAUCCCGUCGCCCCAACCAAAAUCAAACUCUCCUUCAUAAGCCUCCGCUCCUCCUUUCUGCUCCACCUCACGCACAACACCCACACCCACACCCACACCCACAGCACCACACAACCACCGCCGUCCCCGUCUUUUCACCUUCAACCGCACCCUCCCCAUCGCCACCAUGAACCCGCAAAUCACCAACCUCGUCGUCAUCCUGGGGAUGAUGCAAGUGUCCAAACGCAUCCCCUUCGAAGACCCCACAUGGCUCAACGGCAUCCGCGGAAUGUACAUCCUCAGUAACGUCAUCAUCCUCGGCCUGUACCUCUACGUCGGCUCGCUGAUCAAGAAGAAGAACGACCAUACGACAUUCAAGUACCUUGAGCCAGCGGCGCCCAUGUCGGGCGAGGAGGCCAAGCCCGUAACCACGACGGUGAACGAGUACGACAACUCGCAGCUCAAGGCGGCGUUCAAGGGCGUGCUGAUGGGCGUGGGCAUGAUGGGCGUGAUGCACAUCUACUUCCACUACACCAACCCGCUGCUGAUCCAGAGCAUCAUCCCCGUCAAGUCCGCGCUCGAGAGCAAGCUGGUGCAGGUCUACAUCUUUGGUAAGCCCGCUAUCGGCGACCUCAAGCGGCCAUGGAAGUCUGGCGGACUGAUGCAGGGCAUGACCGGAGGCGAUGCCGCCCCGGCGCCCAACAAGAAGCGCAUCGAGAGUGCCGAGAAGAGCGGACGCGGCGGUGUCAAGGACGAGUAGAAAGAAAAACAAAUGUAAUGGGGGGUCUUUUUUCUUUUUUCUUUUUUAUUUGGCACGUUAUGGGAUAUCCUCUAUACGGACUACGGUUGGGUAAUGCGGCGUGCGGUGGGUAAAAAAAUGUUGAGGUGGGUGGUAUCAUGGAUGUGAAUGUGAUACAUAGAAUUGAUGGUACUGAACUCAA